AUGCCUGAGCUACUGGACUGGAUAUUACAGAACGAAGAGUCCUUUCGCAAAUCCCGCCUUCCCUCGCUGUACUCCGACCUGUCUCUCCAACGGCAAACCAACCUUGACGGCUACAACGCCAACAUACACGCCUGGCAGACCGCCCUCUCACACGCCGCCCUCGCCGGCCACCUACCCUCCUCCGCCUCUUCUCCUUCCAUCCUCACGCUCCAGACCUCCGAACAACUUCUCAGCGCCCUAUCAAGCCGGCAGUAUGGACGUCCGCUCGGUCUCGGCGCUGUCAUCGACGAGAGCGUGCGGAGCGGGAAGAUGAUACCUAGAAGCGAUUUCUUGGGGUCUAAGAAGAGUAUCUAUGCUAGGAGUUGGGUGCCUAGUCCGUGGUCGCUAUUGAGUUGGGGGUUGAAGACGAUCGGGUUGCUAGGCGAAGAGAGCUGGGAUGUUCAUGGGAGGUUGAGAGUGGGAGAGUUGGUAGUUGUGGAGAAUGUCGAGAGGUUGGGUGGUGAGGUUCUCAGCAGACAAGAGAGCAGGGCGCAGGGCGUUACGGAUAGGGUAGUGAGCAGGGAGGCUUUCGCAAAGGAGCUGGCAAGUGGAAUUGGCGGUACAGAAGGUGUGGGACUGUCAGAAAAGGAUGUGGAGAUUCUACUGAAGUUCUUGGAGCGAGAAAAACAGGCUAUAUCCUAUAACGAGAAAGUUGUCAAGUUCAAACAACCAUCCGCUGCUCGACCAGAGCCUAUCACGCAACAAGAUGUCACCAUUGCAUCGCUCAAAACACUCAUUUCGACUUUAACAUUACAAUGCGAGAACUUGUCCGCUCGCAUCUCAUCGCUUACUAUCACCGCCUUCGUAGCGGUAAAAUCAUCCAACCGUAUCUCUGCACUCUCCGCCCUCCGUUCUAAAAAGCUCGCCGAAAGAAAUUUAAAGCAGCGUUCCGAUACGCUUUCGCAGCUAGAGGAGGUGUACACCAAGAUUGAGCAAGCGGCUGAUCAAGUCGAGAUCGUGAGAGUCAUGGAAGCCAGUGCAGGGGUCUUGAAAGGUAUGAACAAGCAAGUGGGGGGUGUGGAGAGAGUGGAGGAUGUGAUUGAGGAGCUGCGGGAAGAAAUGGGCAAGGUGGACGAAGUUGGAAAGGUCAUCAAUGAGCCAAUGGGAGCCAGGGAGCAGGUCGAUGAGAGCGAGAUUGACGAUGAAUUGGAGGCUAUGGAGCGAGAAGAAAAGGAGAAGGAGGCAAGGAGAGUGAAGGAGAAGGAGGAAAAGGAGGCAGAAGUCACACGGAGCAGGUUGGAGGAAAUCGCAAGGAGAGAAGAUCUGGAAGAGACAGAGAAGAGGAGAAAGGUGGAGGAGCUGGAGCAGGGAAUAAAGAAGUCACAGGAAUCAGAUUCGGUGCCAAAUGAAGCCGUAAAUCAGCUCGAUGCUAGCACAAAACGCCUAAGCCAGAUGAGUCACGAGGAUGAUGCAGCUGGCAAAACGCAUGACACAGAUGGCAUGCAAGGAGUUCAGAAAGCGGUCGCGGAAGGUUCAUCAUAA
Messenger RNA from Endocarpon pusillum Z07020, 1521 nucleotides. RefSeq lists its product as uncharacterized. Bases 1 to 1521 code for a protein of 506 amino acids. The transcript is spliced from 2 exons. The record is from RefSeq and is a predicted model, not a curated record. Gene Ontology annotation, biological process: late endosome to vacuole transport via multivesicular body sorting pathway; vesicle budding from membrane. Gene Ontology annotation, cellular component: cytoplasmic side of plasma membrane; multivesicular body; ESCRT III complex. NCBI's taxonomy places the organism in Eukaryota, Fungi, Ascomycota, Eurotiomycetes, Verrucariales, Verrucariaceae.